AUGGGGCCGCGAAUACCAUGGAGGACGCCACUGGCGCAGCCAGCAGCGCCGCGCACACCGGGCCAGGAGGAGCAAUGGACACAGAUCCUGCAGCUAGAGAGGCCACCGACACAGCCGGUGACCAAUCAAUUGCCUCCCGACCUGUUGCUGUGCUGGUGCUUGCGCAUAUCGUCGCGGCCGGUCAUGGGCGGCGCCUCCGGUGCCCUUCGACGCCUGGGCAGCUGCCGCGCGGCGCUGCGCUGCCUGCGCCGCCGUCUGCGCCCACGCCAAGUAGCCGCGGCUCGCGCGCGGCCGAGGGCGCGACGCCGCGCCCUGGCCCCCCCGCCGCUACGAGACGCGGGAACUGGGCCGACUAUAGACAUGGAGAAGCAGAUGAUUUGCAGUCGGGAAGCCAGGCACGUUCCUCGUCUGCCGAUGGAGCUCAUGCACAUGAUCGCCGGGCUGGCUCCGCUAAUCGCAGGAAUCGAGAUGCUGCAGGAGCAGGCAACUGUGACACAUCCUGGCACUACCAUGCCAAGAACGGAGAUUACGGGGUCUUAA
Messenger RNA from Prorocentrum cordatum, 540 nucleotides. The record is from the annotation of a GenBank genome assembly. NCBI's taxonomy places the organism in Eukaryota, Dinophyceae, Prorocentrales, Prorocentraceae.